Molecule: messenger RNA, 723 nt
Organism: Mesorhabditis spiculigera
Lineage: Eukaryota; Metazoa; Nematoda; Chromadorea; Rhabditida; Rhabditidae
Source: the annotation of a GenBank genome assembly
AUGCUCGACCUCCUUUUCCUUUCAUUACUACAUCUCUCAAGAGCUUCCCCAGAGCCCUGGAUAGCCAAUGUUUUGGGUGAUCAACUCCAAAAUUCACUACUAAAUUCAGCACCACCAUUUGCUGAUUCGUUGAGAGAAAACUUGCCAAAAGAUUGGAAAGUGCCAGACUCCGUGUUGGAUGGAGUCAUCGGUGUGACAGCGGAUGCGCUGGCAGAUUUUGCUGGAUGGAAUCCGCCCUCGCCAAACGGAUACUCAGAAGAUCGAGGUGGUUGCCGAUGGUUUGGUACGGCGCCGUUUUGUGUGGAAACCUGCCCCACGGAUUAUGAUUUUAUUCGGGAGUCCAGCGGCCGGUGUCCAGAUGACAGUGGCCGAUGGUGUAUUCCGGAUGCCUCUUUUGGGCAGCCGUGUUCUGUAUUUUUCGGACUGGGGAUGACAAAGAAGUUUUGUUGCAAAAGCGACCCGGUCGACUGUACGUGGAGCGGUCGCUGGAUGGAGGCUGAAAAUGGCUAUAACAUUUAUUGUAGAUACGAUUCUUCUGUUGGCAGAUGUGGCCAACUGCACUGCUCAAUCAACCAUCGGGAUCGGAAAGCUGUGGGAAAUUCGUUGAUAGAAGGCGAACGGUGCGACGAGCUGGAGAUGUGGGACAGCGAGGGGAAGGCCACCUGCGGGCUGAUCCAGUGGACGCGAAACGGCACGGUGCUGAACACGUGGUACAAAACCCAG